UUAACAUAGGAAUUGCGCCCGGAACUUGGACCAAUAAACCGCAUCAUCACGCCUGUCUGUAUUCCAAAAGCAGAGCCUUUUUGAACCAAUUCACAUUUCAUCCCCUCCCAGAAUCUCAUCCUCUUAACAUUUCUGAUUUGUUUUCUUCUUGAUUCACCGGAUCUGACAAAUUCAAUCGUUACCUACUAGUCAACUAGCUGGUUGUAGGUCAUUAUCCAUUUUUUUUUUUGCCUUGCCUUCGUGAAGAAUAUGUCGAGGACGACGGCGGCGUCUUAUUGGUGUUACCGAUGCACGCGCUUCGUCAGAGUAUCGGCGGAAGACACCCUUUUAUGUCCACACUGUGAGGGAGGAUUCGUGGAAGCCGUGGAAGCCAGCGAGCCUCCACCGCUGGGUACACGCCGGCGGUUUCCUGCCACGGCGAUGUACAUGCUUGGAAACAACGAUCGAUCAGAUCUACGCUCACGGCGUGGUGCUCGGCGUAACAACGGAGAUAGGUCUCCUUUCAAUCCGGUCAUCGUUCUUCGUGGUCCUGCGGAAGGUAACGGCGCUGUGGAGGAUUCGGGGGUUGGAGAGAGAGGUUUUGAGUUGUACUACGACGACGGAGCAGGUUCGGGUCUACAACCGUUGCCGCCGACGAUGUCGGAGUUUCUGAUGGGGUCAGGGUUUGCCCGAUUGCUCGAUCAGUUGUCUCAGAUCGAGAUGAACGGGUUAGGUCGGGCAGGACAUCCUCCGGCUUCAAAAGCAGCUAUUGAAUCGAUGCCGACGAUCGAGAUCUCAGAGGCACACGUUAGCACGGAAUCACACUGUGCUGUUUGCAAAGAAGCGUUCGUGAUCAGCGCUGAAGCUCGUGAGAUGCCAUGUAAACACAUCUAUCACUCCGAUUGUAUCCUCCCAUGGCUUACUCUCCGAAACUCGUGCCCGGUUUGCCGGCACGAACUCCCAACGGAUUCAACAGAUUCAAAUUCCAGCAAUCUAGAACGCUCUGAACCAACCGAGGAAGAAUCAUCAGCAGUUGGAUUAACGAUAUGGAGAUUACCUGGUGGCGGAUUUGCAGUUGGGAGGUUCUCUGGCGGUAGAAGAGCCGGCGUCGGCGGCGGUGAGAGGGAGCUUCCUGUUGUAUACACGGAAAUGGACGGUGGAUUUAACAAUAAUUCUGGUACUCCAAGGAGGAUUAUGUGGGAAUCAAGAAGGAACAGUGCAGGUGGAGAAAGUGGGAUAGGAAGAGCUUUCCGCAACAUGUUCUCGUUUUUCGGGAGGCUACGGCCAUCUUCAAAUUCAACCACCAAUUCCGGUGGUGCAUCAAUGGCUAGAAGCCGGAGUUUGUCCAGUUCUGUUUUCGGUAGAAUGACCAGGAGAAGAAGUAGAACUUGGAUUUUAGACGAACAGAAUGGUAUGUCCAGAUGGUAAAUUCCAGGUUUAGAAUCAGUGUUCAGUAUCAUAGCUUAUUUUAGAUGGAUCUUGUUCCAAAACAAUGGAGUUUGAGUACCAUGGGAAUCCAUAAUGGAGUCAAAGUUCAUUUAAAUUGGAUCUUCUGUUUAAAGCAUUCAAAUUCGAGGUAAAAAACAUGUAAAUAAAUUGGGUUCCAGAUUGAAAUCUUUCAUUCUUGAUGGAUUCAAGCUGGAGAAAAAUAGCCAAUCGAGUCCAAGAACUUGAUGAAUCAAAUGCAAAGAGAGGUUAGUCUUUUGCUACAAAAUCUAAAUUAAGGGCGUUUUGUUUCAAAACAAAAAAACAAACACGCCUCUAGAUUUUCUUUCGUUCUAUGUAGAUUUUGUAAUUCGUUUAAUUUAAGUUCAUUUCUGUUCUACAUUAA
Lactuca sativa (garden lettuce) is the source of this 1810-nucleotide messenger RNA. RefSeq names its product E3 ubiquitin-protein ligase RDUF2. Lineage: Eukaryota; Viridiplantae; Streptophyta; Magnoliopsida; Asterales; Asteraceae. The record is from RefSeq and is a predicted model, not a curated record. Gene Ontology annotation, molecular function: ubiquitin protein ligase activity. Gene Ontology annotation, cellular component: cytoplasm. Gene Ontology annotation, biological process: protein ubiquitination.